Parascedosporium putredinis is the source of this 1007-nucleotide messenger RNA. The record is from the annotation of a GenBank genome assembly. Lineage: Eukaryota; Fungi; Ascomycota; Sordariomycetes; Microascales; Microascaceae.
AUGGGCGGCUUGGGAACUGCCCUGGCCCUCGCUAAGAAGGGAUUCAAGGAUGUCAACGUCUACGAAACUGCGAGCAACCUUGGCUUCGUGGGAGCUGGUAUCCAAACCGCCCCAAACAUGGCCAGGAUCCUUGACCGGCUCGGCUGCUGGGAGGCCGUCUUGAAGGACUCGACGCAAGUCAAAGGCUCUAGCAUCAGGCCAGCUCUAUGGGUACCCGCAUUGCACAGGCCACCGAUCUUCCUCGCGGGUGGCAUGUACGAAGCUUGCAAGAAGGAGAGCGCUAUCAAAUUUCAUUUUGCUACCCCGCUGGUCGAGUUCACGGCAUUCUCGCCGCAGCCCACUUUCCGCGUGCAACCUCGCGGCGCCGAGCCCUAUACCGUCCGCGCUGAUGUUGUUCUUGCCGCCGAUGGCAUCAAGAGCUUGACUAGGACAGCCGUACUUGCCGCCGCCAAUGCGGUCGGUGAAGAGGCCGAGACUGAGCAAGCUGCUUACCGUAUCAUGCUCAAGCGCGAAGAUAUGGAGAAGGACCCCGAGCUACUUGAGCUGCUUGACAGCGACUAUGUCAUCCGCUGGAUCGGUGAGAAGCGGCAUAUUAUCGCCUAUCCUGUUUCCGAUAAGACCAUCUAUAACCUCUCAACCACCCAGCCCGACAAGAAUUUCGCCUCCGCUCCAUCGGCCACUUACACCACACGCGGAGAGAAGAGUGUAAUGCUCGACGUGUUUCGCGACUUCUGCCCACUGGUCCAGAAGAUGCUUAACCUCGUCCCUGAGGGAGAAGUCUGCGAGUGGAGGUUGCGCAUGCACAAGCAACUGCCCACCUGGACCUAUGGCUCCGUUGCCCUGCUUGGUGACGCGUGUCACCCCACUCUCCCACAUCUUAGCCAGGGAGCCGCUAUGGCUAUCGAGGAUGGGGCCGUUCUCGCCGAGGUUCUCGCCCUGGCCCCUGACACCGCGCCCGAAACCCUGGCUCGAUGUCUCAAAGUUUUUGAGCUUUCUCGCAAGGAAUG